AAAAUGUUAAACAAUCGAGGUAAUUUGUGGGACAACAACAUUAAGGAAUACGGAUUAUAAAAAGGUUAAUACGAAUGUUAAACCAUGCUAUCUAUGGCUUGCAACUACUAUAUCUCGGAUUCGAUUAUGAAUCACGCUAAGAUUUAGUUACGUGACCAUCUUGUACGCUAGUUCACUACAGCUGGAUAGCUCAGGGAUCUGAGUAGUAGAAAAUUGACCAGACUGUCAACAAUUUGAAUGUAAUGGUUUCACGGAAAAUGACUUGUACUACAAAAGAUAAAAUAAUAAGACAAUGGCAUCUUACCUGUUUCACUAGCGUCACUUAUAUCUCAGUCGUAAAUGUCUAUUUGAUUGUUUAUCUGUUUUGCAAACAGAAUUCAAAGCAAACGUGUACACUGAACCUAGGUAAAUUUUCAGAGAAAUCAAAAACGCCGUCUCUCUUGUCAAUGGAAGAGGAGCAACUUAUCAAAUCCCUUGAACGCCUAAAUAAGCGACUGAACGACAUACUCAUUCGCCAGAAAAAAUAAACCAAUUCAACUUCAACCUGAGUACACUUGUGUGAUCAUUAUCAUUGAUGGUCAGACGACAAAAUAACGGAGUAUUGUUGUACAGAAGUCAAAAUGCUUUGUAUAUUUUUCAUCUUAGAAACCGUCGAAGUUGUAUUAUUUUAUGUGUACAGUUGAUGAAUAUCUUCAUUAGCUACCUUUUUGUGGGAUGUAACUAUGCUUUAUCUUUUUCUGUUAUAAAGUAAUAAGGAAAAUUCUGCCUGAAGUUCAUGACCUAAAAACAAUUGUGUUUGGAACAUAUAACUUCAAAAUAUAUGCUACUUUUCAGAUAAAAAAAACAAUCUUAA
This is a messenger RNA of Heterobilharzia americana, 853 nucleotides long. Lineage: Eukaryota; Metazoa; Platyhelminthes; Trematoda; Strigeidida; Schistosomatidae. The record is from the annotation of a GenBank genome assembly.